UGUCCACUUGAAUAUGUCAAUUUACGCUGUCCGACUUUUUGCAUGAGUCCUAGGAGGCAGUUUCAAGUUUGUCCACAUAGCGGUACUAUACAAUAAAAAUGCCAUGCGCUCUGCUCACCGACUCAAGUGAACAAGGUCUGCAAGACUUUCUGUUAAGUUCUGUUCAAGUGUCGGGUUGCGUUUUUCAGUGCGCAGGAGUUCGGUGGACUGUACACAUACUUUAAAGACAUGGCAUAGGCCAUUAUCGCAAUGGAAAAAUCUUGCUCCAUAGUCUGGGCUUUCUCUCUCACUUAGCUAACUUUCGUCUGGGUCGUGCGAUUGACCCUCAAGAAUGCGUGAGCCAUAAAUUAAAUAAAGCUCCCAUUCUGAAGUGGAUCAAUUUCUUUGACAACGCGCGAAGUGCAUUUCAUCCCUGCGGACAAAACUGCUACUGGAUAAAGGCAACUUAGGUCACAUUCAUGCGUGCACAUCUUGCUAGCCAGUGAGACAUUGAUGCAGGAACAGAGAUAAGCCUAUUGCAAUGUCUGCCAAAAACUCCACCUCUCCACUGUCUCCAUGUUCUGAGGGAGAAUUCGGGAGGGGUCAGGAAUCCGAGAAAUGGGACAACGAGGAGAGAGACAGGAGGGCUGACCACUCGGACAUGCCCCCCACACCACCACAGCGCACCCAGUCACCUGUGGAGGAGCAGCAGCCCAUCAGCAGUCAGCAGCAAGACUCUGAGCUGGAUGGCCUCGGCCCAGCACAGCAGGACUCAGACAGCAAUAAGAUGAGCGCCUUGUAUUCUCAUCUGAACAACUCCAACGUCUCGUCCCCACACAAGCCAGAGGAGCGCCCUGACCCCCUGAACGCUUCUGCUUUUGGGACCCUGGAGCGACGCAAGGGUAGCCUGGCUGAUGUGGUGGACACACUCAAACAGAAGAAGAUGGAGGAGAUGACAAAAACUGAACAAGAUGAAUCGACUUGCAUGGACAGAUUUCUGUCAAAGGACUGGAAGGAGAGAAUGGAACGGCUGAAUGCAAGUGAGCUUCUUGGAGACAUCAAAGGUACUCCAGAGAGUCUGGAGGAGAAGGAGCAGCAGCUCUCCACCAUGAUCACUCAGCUCAUCAGUCUGCGGGAGCAGCUCCUGGCCGCCCAUGAUGAGCAAAAGAAGAUGGCUGCCUCGCAAAUGGAGAAGCAGCGGCAGCAGAUGGAGCUGGCUCGCCAACAGCAGGAGCAGAUUACAAGACAACAGCAACAGCUCCUGCAACAGCAGCACAAGAUCAACGUCUUGCAACAGCAGAUUCAGCCUAGCAGACACCACAUCACUGGAGCCAUGCCUGAGGCUCGACGCACGUCUGUGGUCUCCUCUCUCUCCCUGCCUCCCCACAUCCUUGCAUUAGGGGUCCAGGGUCACAUGCCUCCUCUGAUGAUCCCCCUCUUCCCCCACGACCAGCGUUCCCUGGCUGCGGCCGCAGCUGCCCAGCAGAGCUUCCUCUUCCCCCCAGGGCUGUCCUACAAGCCAGGUGAUAACUACCCCAUGCAGUUCAUUCCAUCCACCAUGGCAGCUGCUGCUGCGUCAGGCCUGAGCCCAUUACAGCUGCAGCAGUUGUAUGCCGCCCAGUUGGCCAGCAUGCAGAUCUCUCCUGGAGCCAAGAUGUCCACUCUCCCUCAGCCCACAGUAGCCAACACCUCAGGAUCUCUCUCCCCCACCGGGCUCAAGAGUGAGAAGAGGACCUCCAGUCCUCAAACACACAUGAAGGACGAGGGCACUCAGCCUCUGAACCUCUCCGCUCGUCCCAAGAGCAUGGAGGCCAUGCGCUCGCCCACCUCCCCCUCCCACAGCCUCUACCCCGGCAAUAAAACAAGUCCAAACAGCCUGGGCAAAGGUGGCAUCCCCAGCCCAAUCCCCAACAUGAGCCGUGCAUCCUCACUCGACAUCCUGUCCAGUCUGAACUCGACAGCGCUGUUCGGGGACCAGGACGCGGUGAUGAAGGCCAUCCAGGAGGCGAGGAAGAUGAGGGAGAGGAUGCAGAGGGAGCAGCUCCAGCAGCAGCACAGCCUGGACGCCAAGCUCUCCAGCCUCAGCGGCAUGAACCUCCAUAAUGGCAGCCAGGCACGUACACACUUUGAGAGCCUAGGGCAGCAUCUUGGAAAACUGGGUGAGGAUAUGAAGCUGGGUCACAGGGUCAUUGACCUUACCAGACCUGAGGAUAUGGAAGCAGGGGGCGGUGGCACUGUGGAGGCGCGGGUGUUCCGGGAGGCUCGCGGGAGGCACACCAAUGAGCCCCACAUCAAGCGGCCCAUGAACGCUUUCAUGGUCUGGGCCAAGGACGAGAGGCGCAAGAUCCUGCAGGCCUUCCCUGACAUGCACAACUCCAACAUCAGCAAGAUCCUGGGUUCCCGCUGGAAAUCGAUGUCCAAUCAGGAGAAGCAGCCAUACUAUGAGGAGCAGGCUCGACUCAGCAAGAUCCACCUGGAGAAAUACCCCAAUUACAAGUACAAACCCAGGCCCAAGCGGACCUGCAUUAUCGAUGGGAAGAAACUGCGCAUCAGCGAAUACAAGCAGAUGAUGCGCUCAAGACGGCAGGAGAUGAGGCAGUUUUUCAACAUGGGGCCACAAACUCAUGAGAUACCUGUUAACUCGAGCACAGGUACGAUAUAUCCAGGUAACAUCACCAUACCGACCACCCCGCCUGCGCCUCACAUAGCAUCAGACUGCUCCAGUGUCUCUGGCAGCCCCGAGCCGGCCAUUCCUGUCAUCCAGAGUACCUUUGGCGUGAAGGUGGAGCCCAGCGCCUUGCCAACCAGCGAACCCACCAACGGCGAGGACGAGAUGGACAUAUACGAGGAUUUUGAAAACGAGCCCAAAUCAGACUACAGCAGUGACAAUGAAACGCGGGAGCCGGUCAGUGCUAACUGAGCAUGCUCAGACCACCCCCCCUGUAAAGUCUCAUACGGACUGAGCUUGCUUGGACAGCGUCCCACCAACGGGCCGGACUGUUCUGGCACGGUAGCGGUGUGGGGUGGAGCGGAGUGGAGCUGGCAUGGCACGUGCCGGACUCUCCAGGAUUUUCCCACCGACUGGAGCAGGCUCGGGAGCGGCCGCUCCACGCCACUCAAGACAGUGGCACGCAGCAGCCAACCAAGUCACUGUCUAGGCACCAAGUCGUCUGGCCUAGCCAUGGUGCUCAGCAGUAUCUCAUACAACUGUGGGCUAACAAAUGCAGAUGACAAAUGCAGAUAUAAAGAUGACCAAAUCAUUGAGCUGGAGAGAGAGAGAGAGAGAGAGAGAGAGAGAGAGAGAGAGAGAGUGUCUCCAAGGGAGCGUAGGGGGAGAAGGGGGAGUAUUUCUAGAUAAGAUGAUCAGAUGUCAUGAAACUCACUGAUGUUUUGCAUGUACAGUAUGUGCUCAAGUAAAGUGUGAAGAUGGGUAUUCGCGAUCAAUUUGUUACCAUUCAAAGCAUUAGAAGUCACUACAAUACAUUUAUUAUAUCCAAACUGAGAAUACCUCCAUUUCCAAACCGAAAAUCAAAGUAUAUAUUGCUCAUUAAAUUAUUUAUGGACGCCAACAUAUGGAUGGAUCCGUUUCGAUAGAGGUAUUUAUUUGGGCGUUUGGCGGCAUGUUGUGUUCUGAGGGAGAUGGAUGUUAAGCACUGGAGCUGGUGGAGAUACUCCCACUGCAUGUGUGUGUGUGUGUGUGUGUGUGGUGACAUGUCCACCCACCCAGCUCUACUCUGCUCAUGUGCUCUGGUUCUGACCGUCACCAUACCAACCGAUGAAGCUCACAGUCUCCGCCUGUUCUGUUGUUCUGUUUUUGAUCGACUGAGCCAGAGUCAGAGACAGGAGAUGAUUCAGCUAAAUAUGUGUUGUUUUUUAGGAUUGCAUGCAUCUGAGGCUAUUAGUCUUAAAUCUGUUUGUUGGUCUUAAGACAUUUCUUAAUGUGUGAAGUUAGGUUGUUUUUACUUUUAUUUAAUCCUUUACAUGUAUAUAUUUCUUUUCCUCUUGCCUCAUGGACACUUUUCAUAGUCAAGUCGUAGCCUAUUAAAACCUUGUACUGUCAGGACUUGAAACUUAAAACGAUAGUAUUUAAAAUAAAAGUAUUGCUUUUUUUUCAGUCUAAAAUGUUACUCGUACUCCCCAUUGAACUCUAAUAUUAAUGUUUGAAAUGGGGUUCCUUCGCUCACUCAGGAAUGUUGUGCCAGCGUGUGAAUGUGUUUUGAAUGAACUAUUUAAAACUCCGGGGGUGGGGGGGGAAAUUAGCUACAUAGUUGACUUUCAAUCCCAUUGUUUUCAGUAUGUUUUGUGUUUUUAUUUGUUGGAAAUCUAAAGGUGCCAAAAAGUAAAGUAGUCGAAAUCAUAAAUUAUUAGUAAAGGCACUUAACAGCACAAUCGCUUAAUGAAAUUCCAGCCUAAUUACUCAGGAUGUUGCCAGUUUUCUCUAUGAUCACCAAGUAGUGGGGGGGGAAAGCCCUACAAUCAUGUGAUCCGUGGUGUCUUCAUGGUGAACACAAGAACACACUCAAGUGUUUGGAGCCUUGGGUUAGAGGGGAUGACAUAGAGAAACAGAUCUGAAGACAGGGAGCCAGAAGGUUUACAAUAUCUUGAGCUGACACCAUCAAUGUUUUAAAAUGAGUCUUAAAUUUCAUUGCCAUUUAAGAGGUUAUUUGUAUAUGUAAUGUAUAAAUUAAAAUGCAAGAUGUGUAGAUGUGCGUGUGCGAAAAGAAUCCCUAAAAUAUUGCAGGACUGAUUCCACAAUCACAUUUAAACUAUACGGUUUACAACAGUGGCAAAUAUACAAGUGUUACCUCUACUUGCAUAGUGAUUUAAUUUUUCUCCAAAGGUGUCAUUGGUGAUUAGGCAGAAUUGUUCAUCCAUACCUAUUUUCUAAGUGUUACAAAGACUGGAUUUUAAUCAGACUUGUCUGCUGCCAAAUGUCAAAUUGGUGUAAUGGCAUCUAGCAGUGAUAUGGGAGUAUUAACUUCUGGUCAUAGUUUUCAUAGUCUUAAUUUUUUCUACUUUUUUGGAGGGGGCGGGGGUAUUUUAAAUUAAUGUUUGCAGUUCCUUUUUUAUUUCAAGUUUACUAAUUGUAAGUUAUUUGAAAUUCUUUAAAAUUUUCAUAGGGCAAUGUUUGUAGGCUGGUUUUGUUUGGAAUUUGUACAUUUUUCACGUCUGUGCCAAAUAAUGUUAUGCUGGUUCAAAGACAAGACAAGAUGAUGUAUUGUCAUUGAAAUAUUGAAAAAGAGAUAAAAACAAAAAAUAUAUUGAACCUUUGUAGCGAUUCUGUUAAAUAUUAUAAGUGUUAUGAGCACUGGAUAUAAAGUGUAUUUUUAACAAAUUCUGACUAAUGUGAAGAUGUUCUACAAAACAACACAUGGGUUGUGACUAAAAUGCACACAAUUCUGAAUCUCUGACAUUUUGACAUCUGUUUCAUUUUAUGUCAUUGACACUUAAUUUCAAAAGAGAAUGAAUGAAUAUUGACGCUCCAGUGCUGCCUGUGGGGUCGUGACUUGUCAGCCUCCCUCAACUGUAACACACGCACACACACACACACACACACACGCACACAUAUCCUGGACAUACACACAGAACACUUUUGUGUUAAAUAUUGUAUUUGAAGCUAUUUAGUGUAUAAUAACAUUUUGUUGUAUUUAUUAGCCUCUACUGGCUCUAAAACAAUGCGAUCAAAUGACAAUCAGAAAAAUAAAGACUCUGCAAUUUGGA
Messenger RNA from Sardina pilchardus (European sardine), 5700 nucleotides. Its product is annotated as transcription factor Sox-6-like. The transcript is spliced from 17 exons. The record is from RefSeq and is a predicted model, not a curated record. Lineage: Eukaryota; Metazoa; Chordata; Actinopteri; Clupeiformes; Clupeidae. Gene Ontology annotation, molecular function: RNA polymerase II cis-regulatory region sequence-specific DNA binding; DNA-binding transcription factor activity, RNA polymerase II-specific. Gene Ontology annotation, biological process: regulation of transcription by RNA polymerase II; cell fate commitment; positive regulation of chondrocyte differentiation. Gene Ontology annotation, cellular component: nucleus. The coding region runs from base 521 to 2899 and encodes 792 amino acids.